Molecule: messenger RNA, 1472 nt
Organism: Nicotiana tabacum (common tobacco)
Lineage: Eukaryota; Viridiplantae; Streptophyta; Magnoliopsida; Solanales; Solanaceae
Source: RefSeq, a predicted model, not a curated record
AUGGGGAAUUUCCUUGUUCACUUGGAAUUUUUCUCUCCCUAUUAUAUUAGAUUUGUUUUGUGGCUAUUAUUUCAGCUGGAUGGGAAGAAACUCGGGGUUCGCCCCUCAGUUGAGCAGGACACUUUAUUUCUUGGAAAUCUUAACAAAGGUUGGGGUGCGGAGGAAUUUGAGAGUAUUGUGCGCCAGGUUUUUCCAGAUGUUGUAUCUGUUGAUCUUGCACUUCUUGGAGAUGUCCAACCUGGUCAGAAGCAACGGAAUCGGGGUUUUGCUUUCGUGAAAUUCCCAUCUCAUGCUGCUGCGGCUCGUGCUUUUCGGGUAGGCUCCCAAUCUGAUUUUCUCAUUGAUGGCAAGUUACAUCCAUCUGUACAGUGGGCUGAGGAACCUGAUCCCAAUGAACUUGCUCAGAUCAAAGCAGCCUUCGUUAGAAAUGUACCUCCUGGUGCUGAUGAAGAUUACUUGAAGAAGCUCUUUCAGCCCUUUGGCAAUGUAGAGAGGAUAGCUCUAUCCAGGAAAGGUAGCUCCACCAUUGGAUUCGUUUACUUCGAUAAGCGAUCUGUAAGUUUAGCCGUUGUCAUUGUUAGUAUGAGUUUGACUUUCUUUCUUGGAGCUGAUCAAUUUGGCAUUUGUGUGCAAGUCCCUUCAACUUGUGGAUGUUCUACUCCUGCUCUAGUUACUAAUUUCACUACCCCCUGUAAUUUUGGUGAAUGCUACUUUUUUUUGUCCUCUGGCAACUUUUAGGUGCAAAUCAUUGAUUUCUUAUAUUCAUGUAUAUCAAAUGUGAAAUUAUUUUAAUGUCUGAUUAUAAUGUCUUCAAAAUAAAAAACCUAGAACAAAUAAACAAAUUAACUAUUUUGAAUUUCAAAUUUGGGUUAAAGCUCCUCCAGAAUGUGUUAUUCAACACCUAAUGAUCAAGAAGCCAUCUUAUAGCCCGCAAAAGUUUGUCAGUGUCGACUUGAUCAAAAUUAAUUUGUCAGUUUCGUUUGGUCAUUCAAAUUUAAGAUGAAAUUAUUGUUCCUUUUAUUUUUGUUAUGUAGUUAGAAAUUUUGAUUUCUUUUCAAUAGCUUGCAGUAAAGUAGUUGAGUGCUUUUCAAAACAAUAUAACAACAACUACACCCCAGUCCCAAACAAGUUGGGGUCGUGUAUAGGAUCCUCACUGACCAUGUUACUCAAUUUAAACUCAUCUCAUGCCAAUAUUUAUCAGGAAAAAAAAACUCACCUCAUGCCAAUGUUAUGCAAGUACAAUGUUUUUAAAACAAAAAAAAGGUGAUAAAAGAGUUCUUAGUAUUUUUAAGUGCAUUUAUUUUAUUAAAAUGAUCCUCUGUCUUCAUUGUCAGCUCUUCGAUAUGAUGCAAAAAUAACCCAUUGAAGCUCUUUGUGCCAAACCCUAUUGGAAACCCCCCACCCCCCAAAAACAAGUUGGGGUUGCCUAUAUGACGUAUCACUGUCCGCUUCGUUCAUUUAAGCCUGUCUCA